This is a messenger RNA of Parnassius apollo (apollo), 1848 nucleotides long. The record is from the annotation of a GenBank genome assembly. Lineage: Eukaryota; Metazoa; Arthropoda; Insecta; Lepidoptera; Papilionidae.
AUGGGCAAACCCAACAAAAAAAUAAAAUCAGACCGCAUUAACGCUUUAAGGAAACAAUACGACGCGUUCCUCGAAGAGGAUAAGAAACGUAAAGAUCGUAAUGAGUACAUUUUGGAGAGACUCGAUGAAAUGCGUUGUUGCACAAUGACGGCGCAAGUGCGUCAUGAACAAAAGGCUAAUUCCUUAAGUGAUUUCGACCAACAAACACAGUAUGACCGUAAAACAUAUAUACGAAGAACUUUACCCUCAUACGAUAAAUCAAGAUCACGAGUGUUAAAUCAACAAACAUCUCCAAGCGUGCAAGGAGGAUCUUUAAAUGAAGCGGCUUUAUUAAAAGAAAUAAGCAAAAAAUAUAUACUAAUUCCGAGAUACACAAAUAUGAUUGAAUAUGAUAACAAUUUAUCUAUGAAAUCUAAUAUUGAUGAUAACAACGAUUGGAAAAGUAAAUACAACAUUCUAGAGGAAUUAAAGAAGAGCGAGAAAGAAGAAGAACCGAGAACUGAAGCAAUUGUGGCUAAUGAACUCACCUCUAGAAUUAAAAAUAAUUUAGAACCGAAAGAAAAAAUAAAAGAGGUAAAAAUUAACGACGAUGAUUGUAAAAACGAUUUUAAAAACAAUAUAUACAACGAAAAUCAUGUUUCCACAACAAAAACGCUAAUGGAAAAAGAAUAUUCUAAUAACAUUGAAGAAUGUCAAGCAGAGUCUCCGAUAAAAGAAAAUACAGACAUAAGUAAAGUUUUAAGGAAUGAAAAUUGUAAUGCAAUGGAUAGUCGCGUAGCUGCGGUAGAAUUAACUGAGAAGGAAAAAAUACAAAACGAUUAUGAAAUACUACUAAAACCGAAAGAGGAAUACGGAUCUACUAAAGAAAUUGAAUAUAAUAAUCAAAAACGAAACAUCAAUAUUGAUAAUCAAGAAGCUACGCAAGCAUUACCGAAAACUGAGAAACCUCAGCCGUAUGAAACAAAUGUAAUGAAUGAAGAAAAUAUUGAAAAACAAAAUAUAUACAGUAAGAGUGAAAAUAGUGAUACGGUUGCAACAGAAUCAAGUAACAUAUACAACGCACUACAUGAACCACCUUCAGAUAUAAAUCUAGAGCAAACAAAAAUUACGGAUAAUACUUCUGUAAACAAUCAUAAUGAACUUCUGUUAAAUGAAGAAGUGUUACAAGAGGUUUCAAAUUUAAAAGAAGGAAGUUAUGAUGUGAGUCAAGAUAGAAACAAUCAAAAUGAUACUAAGAUAUCAACUGAUAUUGAAUUUAUUGAGCCUAUUGAUUUAGUUCAACAAUACGAACAACCAGAAAAGUGUGAACAAAAUAUUGAAAAUACUUUUGAUGAAAAUCAAGUUCAAGAAUAUGAAGCCGAACAACAAGAAAUGUUUUAUACGGAACAAAGAGAUAAUGACUAUACGUAUGAUCAAACUGGCACAAACGACAACGCUGACAUAGACUACGCAAAUAAUGAGAAAUACAAUCAAAAUGAAAACUAUGCUUAUUAUGAAGGAGAUUCACAAGAACAAACUUACCCUCGGGAAAUAGAUGAACACGAAGAAUCCACUGAACAAUACGAUCCCCAUUACGAAGACCAAUACGGAAACUAUGAUCAAAAUCCACCACAAAAUGAAUCCGUCGAACAAUAUGGAACUGAAGAUUAUAUAAAUCAGCAAGACUAUAAUCAACUACAAUAUGAGCAAACGGAUUAUAACUCUGAAAAACAAAUUGAACGACAAUUAGACAGUGAACAAGAUUACGUGGAACCUCAUAAUAUAAUAGAAGAAAAUAACGAAAGUAAUAUGCCACAACAAACGAUUCAAGAAAACGUAAACACUGAACAAGAGGCAACAGUUAAAUAA